AUGCCCAAGCCCUUCCCAGUGCCGGAGGAGAAGGCAGAGCCGCGGCCGGCGGCACAGCGCCUGGCACCCGUCUUGCUGCCAGAGCUGGACCGGGAGCCGCAGCUGUGCCGGGCCCUGUUUGACUACACCCCGGAGCUGCCGGACGAGCUGCCGCUGCGGCGGGGAGAUGUCAUCCAGGUCCUCACCAAGCGGACAGAGGUUGAGGGCUGGUGGGACGGGCAGUGCCGGCACCAGAGAGGGCUCUUCCCCAACAACUUCGUGGAGCUCCUGCCGGCGCCGGUGCCCACGUUGAAGCCGGCGACGCCGCCAUCCUGGGACACGGAGUCCGGUGAGUCUGGCCCCAGCGGCCAUCCGGCCCCGGGGGCUUCGGUGUCCCGCCAGGACGGCCGGGCAGCCCCGCGGCCGGGUGCAAGCGAGGAGCCGAUUUCCUCCGGCGUCACGUGCGCGGUGUGGGGCUGUGGCAGCCAGGGGAGCCUGGCACGGCAUCGCACCACACGGCCUCGUGGGCAGCCCCGCACCAGCAGGCUCGGUGGCCCCCAGCCCUGCGCCUCGGCCGACACGGAACAGGGCAGAGCCGGCGACCCAGACGCUGAUGGCUUCAACGCGGUGCCGGUCACCACAGCCAAGCUGAGCCACCCCACUGCCACGCGGCCCCGGGUACCCGGCCAGCGGCCCCCCAGCCUUGCCCUGGGGAUUGUGGGGGGUCCCCACGCCGGGCCCUGUACCCCUCUCCCCGGCGCGGGGCAGGCGCCCGCUCCGCCAUGGAGCACGGAGGUGCCAACGGCACCGCGGCCGGAGGAGAGGCUGGCCCUGGAGGACCUGAAGGCUGAGGUCCGGUCCCUGCACAUCCUCGUGGACCUGAUGCGAGUCCAGCACCUGCGGGACCUGGAGGACAUGCGGCUGGAGAUGUGCCAGGAGCGGGCCAAGCGCCAGGCGCUGCAGACCGCAUCCUAG
Messenger RNA from Haliaeetus leucocephalus (bald eagle), 954 nucleotides. RefSeq names its product SH3 domain containing 21 (gene MNMIP1). The coding region runs from base 1 to 954 and encodes 317 amino acids. The transcript has 10 exons. The record is from RefSeq and is a predicted model, not a curated record. Gene Ontology annotation, molecular function: protein binding. NCBI's taxonomy places the organism in Eukaryota, Metazoa, Chordata, Aves, Accipitriformes, Accipitridae.